CACCGGGCUUUAGGGAAGCAGCGCUGGGAGGCGGGAGGGGAAAGGGGCAGCUGGGGGUGUUUUGGUUUGUGGUGGUUUGUGGUUUUCAAUCGCAGCAGAGGAAAUGCUCGAGUUUAAUCAAGAAGGGGUUUAAUCCUUGCUGAGAGCUGGGAAAGCAGGAGUCUGAACGCAGCCUCUAGAGCAGGGCAGCAAAAGCUGCUCCGUGUUCUCUUCUGUUUGUGCCCACAGAGCCAGCACAUCACCCCUCUCCCCCUGUCCCUGGGGAUUGAUUCAGUGGUGUCCUGAGAGCUCAACCUGCCCUGACACAUCAUUGGACACGUUCCUAUACGGCUCUCCUGUCCAGCCAUGCUGCACUUUCUCUGGGACAGCAUCUCCUUCCCUACACUCCUCAUCUUCCUCAUUGUCUUCCUGUUUGUUGCUGACUACAUGAAGAACAGAAACCCAAAGAACUUCCCUCCCACCCCUUUACGCCUUCCCUUUUUAGGUCACAUCUACAUGAUGGACUUCAAAGCUCCCCAUAUCACAGUGGAGAAGUACACUAAAAAUUAUGGUGACAUCUUCGGCAUGUCCAUGGGCAGCAUGAAGCUUGUGGUAGUAAACAGGAUGCGACUGAUUAAGGAAGUGCUUGUAAACCAAGGAGAAGACUUCCUUGAGCGCCCAGAAAUUCCUAUGGAUAUGUUCAGCAAGAUAGGACUGAUCUCCUCCAGUGGGCACUUGUGGAAGGCACAGAGGAGGUUCACCUUGACCACCCUCCGAAACUUUGGCUUGGGGAAGAGGAGCGUGGAGGAACGCAUCCAGGAGGAAUGCCGAUUCCUCGUGGAUGCCAUUAAGGAUGAGCAGGGGAAUCCUUUUGAUCCUCAGUUUACACUCACUAACGCUGUUUCAAACGUCAUCUGCUCCCUCACCCUCGGCAAUCGGUUUGACUACCACGAUGAGGACUUCCAAAACUUGCUGAAGCUGAUGCAUGAGACGGUUUUACUUCAGGGAGCUGUCACAGCCCAGCUGUACAACUCUUUCCCAUCUAUAAUGAAGUUCCUCCCUGGAGCACACCAAACCAUUUCUAAAAACUGGAAGUGGCUGAAAAACUACAUGCAAGAGCAGAUCAACAAACACAAGGAGGUGGAACCCUCGGAGAGCCGGGACUACAUCGACAGCUACCUGCAGGAGAUAGCCAAGGACAAGGGCAGUGACACCUUCCGGGAGGAACAUCUCGUCGCCUGCACCCUCGAUCUAAUGUUUGCUGGAACAGAGACCACUUCCUCAACCCUCCGCUGGGCUCUGCUGUUCAUGGCCUUACAUCCAGAAAUUCAAGCCCGCGUGCAAGCUGAGAUCGACGCCGUCAUCGGACAGGCACGGCAGCCAGUGCUGGAGGACAGGAACAACAUGCCCUACACCAACGCCGUCAUCCAUGAGGUGCAGAGGAAAGCUAACAUCGUCCCUUUGAGCAUGCCAAGAGUUGCAGCAAAGGACACAACUCUGGAUGGCUUCUUCAUCCCAAAGGGCACUGUUUUAACAACAAAUAUAACCUCUGUGAUGUUUGACAAGAAUGAGUGGGAAACCCCUGACAGUUUUAACCCUGGGCAUUUCCUGAAGGAUGGGAAGUUCUGGAAAAGGGAAUGUUUUCUGGCAUUCUCUAUGGGGAAGCGUGCCUGCCUGGGUGAGGUGCUGGCCCGCUCCGAGCUCUUCCUCUUCUUCACGUCUCUGCUCCAGAAAUUCACCUUCCAGGCACCCCUGGACACCACGCUCAGCCUCCAGCCCGUGAUGGGCAUCACGAUGGCCCCACAGCCCUACAAGAUCUGUGCUGUGCCUCGGUAGGGAAGCCUUGGCUACCAUCCUCACAGGGAAAAUCCUUUGUCAGGAACGCUGAAAACAAGCUUUUGGCAGCUCCCUUGGGCUCGAGGGAGAUGCAGGGCAGUUUGUUUCUUUUAAAGCAGUUGCUAAACAAUUUCUUUUACAUGUUGACCUUGUGCUCUGUUUGCCAUGAGAAAGGUCAUGAGCCUGGUAGGUGCCAGGCCCUAUGGCACUUUAAAUGGAUCAGGGGUUUGGGACCUUCCUAAUUACAUGAUGGAUGGCCAUAGUUCACCUUGGCAAAAUGAGGGACACUUGAGAGAUUGCAGUGUAGAGGCUGUGGCUGUGUAGAGUUGAAGAGCAAUAGCAGCCCUUGUUUUAUAACACUAAUACAAGCAGUAAUUCAUCAACAUUUUAAGGAAAUGUACUCACAAAAAAAAAAAAAAAAAAGUCUCUAACACCUGUCUGAUGCAUCAAUAAACGUUUACCAAAACA
This is a messenger RNA of Myiozetetes cayanensis, 2283 nucleotides long. RefSeq names its product cytochrome P450 2J2. Gene Ontology annotation, biological process: xenobiotic metabolic process. Lineage: Eukaryota; Metazoa; Chordata; Aves; Passeriformes; Tyrannidae. The record is from RefSeq and is a predicted model, not a curated record. Gene Ontology annotation, molecular function: heme binding; oxidoreductase activity, acting on paired donors, with incorporation or reduction of molecular oxygen, reduced flavin or flavoprotein as one donor, and incorporation of one atom of oxygen; iron ion binding. Gene Ontology annotation, cellular component: cytoplasm; intracellular membrane-bounded organelle.